Messenger RNA from Gongylonema pulchrum, 351 nucleotides. NCBI's taxonomy places the organism in Eukaryota, Metazoa, Nematoda, Chromadorea, Rhabditida, Gongylonematidae. The record is from the annotation of a GenBank genome assembly.
AUGUAUUUCAACGAUAAUCACACUGAGACAGAUGUAGUAUUUGCAGCACGUGUCCUAGUUUAUGAUAUGCUGCGAAAGGAGCCGUCCAAGCGUCCAACAGCGGAGCAGCUUCUUCGCGUACCACUAAUGGUGGAGGAGGAUAGCAGCAAGCUGGAUGCAGUGGUGCCACUUGGCCCCGAUUCAUUAGGUGAAACAAAGCAAAUUGCCUCAGGCGCUACUUCUGCUUUUGGCAGUAAUGAUGCGGAUGAAAGUGCUCGUGAGUUUUUAGCUUUGCUAUUGAGUGCCAAUGAGGAUCAGGUUGUGCCAUCGAUCUCAACAACAUUUCGGAUCGUCAUUCAACGCGAUGUGUAA